Messenger RNA from Astyanax mexicanus (Mexican tetra), 7813 nucleotides. RefSeq names its product ATRX chromatin remodeler (gene atrx). The transcript is spliced from 35 exons. Gene Ontology annotation, molecular function: ATP binding; ATP-dependent chromatin remodeler activity; ATP hydrolysis activity. NCBI's taxonomy places the organism in Eukaryota, Metazoa, Chordata, Actinopteri, Characiformes, Acestrorhamphidae. The coding region runs from base 285 to 6575 and encodes 2096 amino acids. The record is from RefSeq and is a predicted model, not a curated record. Gene Ontology annotation, cellular component: nucleus.
AUGCGCCAUUUUAACACCGACUCGAGUCAUCCGGCAAGAUGGCGCUCUUGCUUUGUCUCCUGCGCUGAAGUUAAAGCAGGCAGCAGCCCGUUUUAAACCGGGCAGAGAGGCGGAUCUGCGGGCGGGGGAGUAGCGGGUUCGGCGGGUAGAGACGGAUCUCCGGUGGUGUUUGCAGCAGAUCCAGUAAGCUAAAUACAUUGGUGACUAAACUUCAUGAGUUCCUGGAUCAUUCUCCAGAGGAGGAAACUGCUGCACCCCAAUUUGAUGAAAUCUCUUGUGGUAAAAUGGCUUCAAAUGACUCAACCACCAAUGACCAAAUUAUGGAAAAGCCUGGCUGCUCCACUGAAGUUCUGAAGGCCACUUCUCGCUCAAAGAGGAAACCUGCUGUUGUGACCAAACAUGUGGAGGUUCAUGAGUCAGACUCUCCGAGUGAGAGUGAGCAGGCCUGCCCUGUAGAUGAUUCUAAUGCUAAUGCUAAUGCUAAUGAUGAAACCUUUGACAUGGAUGGAUUACCAGAAGACACUGUGGUAGUAGAGCCAGAACCUGUCAGUAAUGAAGGAAAAGAUGACUUCAAGGGUCCAGAGUUUCGGAACAGAGGGAGUAAAGUUAAAGAUGAGGUUCCACGGAGGCAGCCUGAUGAAAAGCUUCAGGAGAUUGUUAAUUGCACUGCAUGUGGGAAGCAAGUCAAUCAUUUUCACAAAGACUCUGUUCAUCAGCAUCCUGCACUUAAAGUCCUAAUCUGCAAGUCGUGUUUCAGGUAUUAUAUGAGUGAUGAUAUCAGUAAGGAUGAAGAUGGAAUGGAUGAACAGUGCAGAUGGUGUGCUGAGGGAGGAAACCUCAUGUGUUGUGACUACUGCAGCAACGCCUUCUGCAAGAAAUGCAUCCUGCGCAACCUCGGGAGGAAGGAGCUCUCUGGAAUCAUGAACGAAGAUAGCAAGUGGCAUUGCUACGUGUGCAGCCCAGAGCCUCUAAACGACAUUGUCGCAGCAUGCGAGAAGAUUCUCCAGAACUUAGAAUGUAAGAAAAAAGCCAAGGUGGACGGUGAGAAACCGAAGCGAGAGAGUUCAAAGCACAAGCCUCCGAAAACUAAAAUCACGGCCGUGAACGGAAAGGACGUUACUAAUUCCGAUGGCUCGGGGACUCUUACCUUUUCCUACAAAAUGUUGGCUGUUCCAAAAGAACUCGUCAAAAAGACUAAGAAACUGAUCGAGACGACAAACGGCUUGAACAGCACGUUCGUGCAGUUCGUUCAACAGGCCCCAAGCCAGCCUGGAGACAAUAUCGUCAGAUACAAGCAUUUGAAAGUGUUCAAAUCUGUGUUAGCCGACCUAAAAAAGGUUCACGCAGCUCUGGACGAAUCGCUGGAGGUCGAGUUUCGAGACCUUCAGGUCCAGAACGGAGAAGAGCGUGGGUCGACAGACGUUCAAAACGUAGACAACGCGGCGGUCCCCAACUCGCAGCAUGUUGAGCAGAGUAGUAGGGAAAAAGAAGAGGGUGUAGAUAGCACUGUGGAUCACGUUCCAGUGGUUCCAGAGGAGGACAUGGACGGAGAAGACGUGGGUUCAGCUGAUGUAGAAAUGAGCGAAAGUCCUCCGCCUGUAGCGGAGACCACAGAAAAAGAGUCAAAAGAAAGCGAAGCCAAAGCGAAGGUCGUCAAAUGUGAGGUUGAGCCGGAUCGUGAGGACGGGUCCACAGUAGCUGGUGAAACCUCUCUAGACAAAGACAUUGUGUCCGUACCACCGUCUGUCCCUGAAGAACUCUUCGAAAUGGUUGAGAGUCUUGCAGAUUGUGUGAAAAAAGAGGAUGAGGGGAACAGUGUUGCUGAUGCUGAUGACUGUAAGGGAGAUAACGGCUCUGUUUCUAAUGACAACUCUGAGGAGUCUGGUAAAGAAUCUGGCCGUUUGCGUAAAAAACUGGUUGUGAAGCUUACUCCCGUUCCUCUUAAAAUCACGAUUAAAAGAGACAAAGGCAAAAGCACAUCAAAAUCUGAAAAGGAUGAAAAGGAUGGUGCUGCUUCACCAGAGGAAGGUGCAGACAGCAGGAGAUCCCCCAGGAUGAAGACCACUCCACUGCGCAAGUCGUCUGAGGGAAGAAGCAAGAGCAAGUCUGGUGCUUCAAAGACUAAGACCAAGAACAAAGAUGGCGAUGGCGAUGGUGCUGCUGGUGGUGGUGAUAAAGACAAUGAUGAAGACAAUGCCGAUCAUAAGACUGAUAAAAAAGAGAGUGAUAAAAAUGAGGAUAAUGAGAAAAACGAGGAGAAUAGUCCAGACCUUCCACCUUCCAGUCCCGUCGACUCAGACUCCGAUGAAGUUCCCGAGGUCCUUCGCCAGACAGAAGCGAUGGAGGCCAGCUCAGACGAACAGAAAGCCGAGCCCAACGGCAAGGUUUCAGGCGACGGCGACGAAAAGAGAAGGUCGCUUCGCCAAACGUCCACAAAGACGACAGCAAAACGCAAACUCAUGAAAAGCUCGUCGGAUUCAGAUCAGGCUGCUGGAAACUCCUCCAAAUCCAAGAAAAAAGCCGCCAAAAAGAAGAAGGGGAAGGAAUCGGACUCUUCGAACCACGACUCGGACCUCGAGAAGGAGAUGAAGCGUCUGAGCAAGCUCGGCACCAACAGGAGGUCGUCCAGAGGAGGCAAGAAGAAGGAAGACGAGGGAAAGAAGAAGAAGAAGGAGGAUGAGGAUGAUGAGGAGGAUGAGGGGGAGAAGAAGAGUGAAGAGAAGAGCCAGGAGACUGAGGGGAAGAAAGAGGGUAAGAAAGGUCCAAAGAGGUUGUUUGAGAAGAAACGUAGGUCUCAGAGGAAUAAAGGGAAUGCUACGAAAGAUUCGUCCUCUGAUGAGGAAGAGGAGGAGCAGGCUGCCGACUCUGGAGAGGAGAGUGGCGAUCGGCAGAAGAUGAAACCUAUUGUAGAUUCUGUCGUGACCGGCAUCGACUCCUUCCGUCAGUCCUCAGGAGAUGAAGCUGAGACCAAGGAUGAGCCCAGUCAAGUGGUUGACGAUGACGAUGACCCUGAAAAUAGAAUUGCUAAGAAGAUGCUGCUAGCUCAAAUCAAAGCCAAUUACUCAUCUGGGGAUCCCACAUCCUCAGAAGAUGAAGAUGGCAAAAAGGAGGAUGAGAAGUCUUCAAAAGUGAAGGAUGAGGAGGAUGGAGAGAAAGAAGAUGAAGAUGAGGAUGAGGAGGAGACGUCGGACUCUGCUUCGGACGCGGACGUGAAGAAAAACGGUCGCCGGCAUCGUUUACUCCGCAAGAAGCUUUCUCUCAGCGAGGGAGAGUCUGAUGAAGAAAAACCAGCCAAGGCUAAAAAGGAGGGGAAAAGGAAAGGAAGACAGAAGGUGGGGAGUGAUGAUACUGACGAUUCUGACUUUAAGCGUUCAGAUUCAGAAUCUGGUAGCGAGUCGGCGCUUAGCGAGGCGGUGAGCGAGGACGAAGACGAGGGCAAGGGCAACAAGCGGAAAACUCGGUCUUCCAAAAAAGCUGACAAAGAAAGGAGUUACCAGAAAGAGAAGAAGAAAAAGCGACGCCGCAUUAAGGUUCAGGACUCCUCCUCUAGUGGCAAGAGUGGAGCUGAAGGGGAGGAUGAGGAGGGCGAUGAAGAUGACGACGACAAGGGAACUCCCAAGGGGCGCAAGAAGAUCCGCAAGAUCCUGAAGGACGACAAGCUGCGCUCUGAAACCCAGAACGCCCUGAAAGAGGAGGAGGAGAGGAGGAAGCGCAUCGCAGAGAGAGAGCAGCUCAGAGAGAAACUGCGAGAGACAAUCGUUGUGGAGGAAACGUCACAGGUCACGUGCCCCAUCACUACUAAACUGGUGCUGGAUGAGGACGAGGAGACCAAGGAGCCGCUCGUCCAGGUCCACCGGAACCUGGUAACCAAACUCAAGCCCCAUCAAGUGGAUGGUGUACAGUUCAUGUGGGACUGCUGUUGUGAAUCUGUGAGGAAGGUUCAGAAGUCCUCUGGUUCUGGAUGUAUUCUUGCACAUUGUAUGGGUCUGGGAAAAACCCUUCAGGUGGUGACUUUUCUACACACCUUGCUCCUCUGUGAGAAACUCAACUUCUCCACAGCUCUGGUGGUGUGUCCCCUCAACACCGUCCUCAACUGGCUCAACGAGUUUGAGAAGUGGCAGGAGGGCUUAAAGGAUGAGGAGAGUUUAGAGGUGACGGAGCUGGCCACUGUGAAGAGACCUCAGGAGAGAGCGUUCGCUCUGCAGCGAUGGCAGGAGGACGGCGGCGUCAUGAUCAUCGGUUACGAAAUGUACCGAAACCUGACGCAGGGCCGAAACAUCAAGAGCAAAAAGCUGAAAGAAACUUUCCAAAAGACGCUGGUCGACCCAGGCCCGGACUUUGUUAUUUGUGACGAGGGCCAUGUGUUGAAGAACGAAGCGUCAGCUGUGUCCAAAGCCAUGAACUCUAUUAAGACCCGGCGAAGAGUGGUGCUGACGGGAACGCCGCUUCAGAACAACCUGAUCGAGUAUCACUGCAUGGUGAACUUCAUUAAAGAGAACUUGCUGGGUUCAGUGAAGGAGUUCAGGAAUCGUUUCAUUAACCCCAUCCAGAACGGUCAGUGCGCUGACUCCACCAUGGUGGACGUACGCAUCAUGAAGAAACGAGCACAUAUCCUGUACGAGAUGUUGGCGGGAUGCGUUCAGAGGAGAGAUUACACUGCCCUGACUAAAUUCCUGCCCCCGAAGCACGAGUACGUGUUAUCAGUGCGGAUGACGCCUGUGCAGUGCAAGCUGUACCGAUACUAUCUGGAGCACUUUACAGGUGUCGGUUCUGCCUUGGAGGGGGGAAAAGGCCGCGCUGGGACCAAACUCUUCCAGGAUUUCCAAAUGCUCAGCAGAAUCUGGACCCAUCCUUGGUGUCUCCAGCUGGACUAUAUCAGUAAGGAAAACAAGGGGUACUUUGAUGAAGACAGCAUGGAGGAAUUUAUUGCAUCCGACACGGAGGAGUCCUCUAUGAGCCUCACCUCUGAGGAUGAAAAGCCCAAAAAGAAGAAGAAAAGAGGGAGAGGUAGAGGCCAGAGUUCAGAUAAAUCCGAUAGUGAUGAGGUGGAGGUGAUUAAGGAGUGGAACACCAGCACUCGGGGAGGAAACCCGGAAGGUCGUAAUAGAGCCGAACCUGUGGAGGAGGUUCGUCACAGUAACUCGGGCCCCGGCAGCCCCUCUCCGGACUGGUAUAAGGAGUUUGUGACUGAAGCAGAUGCUGAGGUGCUGGAGCACUCGGGAAAGAUAGUUCUCCUGUUUGAAAUUUUGCGGAUGGCUGAAGAAGUAGAGGAAAAAGUUUUGGUGUUCAGUCAGUCACUGAUUUCACUGGACCUCAUUGAGGACUUUCUGGAAUUGGCAGGAAGAGCCAAAGAGGAGGGAAAACCCUCUCCAUACAAAGGUGAGGGCAAGUGGUUCAGAAACAUCGACUACUACCGUCUGGACGGGUCCACUAACGCCCUGACCAGGAAGAAAUGGGCUGAGGAGUUCAACGACACCAACAAUGUUCGGGGUCGUCUGUUCCUCAUAUCCACAAGAGCCGGAUCUCUGGGGAUCAACCUGGUGGCGGCGAACAGGGUCAUUAUCUUCGAUGCCUCGUGGAACCCGUCGUACGACAUUCAGAGUAUUUUCAGGGUGUACCGCUUUGGCCAGGUGAAGACGGUGUUUGUCUACAGGUUUUUGGCUCAGGGAACCAUGGAGGACAAGAUUUACGACAGGCAGGUGACCAAACAGUCCUUGUCGUUCCGAGUGGUGGAUCAGCAGCAGAUCGAGCGCCACUUCACCAUGAACGAACUGACUGAACUCUACAGCUUUGAGCCUGACCAGCUGGACGACCCCUCGGAGAAGAAAAGCAAGAGGGCCACGCCCAUGUUGCCCAAGGACCCGUUUCUGGCUGAGCUUCUUCAUAGCUUUAAAGACCAGAUCGUGGGCUACCAUGAGCAUGAUUCCCUGCUGGACCACAAAGAGGAGGAGGCUUUGAGUGAGGAGGAGCGUAAGGCUGCCUGGGCGGAGUAUGAAGCAGAGAAAAAGGGUCUCUCCAUGCGCUUCAACCAGCCGGCGUACUCUCACAUGGGCAUAGGCGCACCGAAUUCCUACUUCCCCUUCAACGUGGCGGCGCUGGCCUCCAUGACCAACCAACAGCUGGAGGAGCUGAUAAACCAGGGCCGGCAGAAGGUGGUAGAGGCCACCAAUUCCCUGAAGGCUUUGCCCCGAGAGCCUCUGGAGGACGUUAUAGCGAAAGUGUGGAAGGAGAACCCCAAACUGACGGAGGCCCAGGUGCAGAGCAUGGCUCUGGGCAGACAGGCCAGCAUCGAGAUGGAGCUCAAGCACAGGGAGGCCGUGUACCGAGAAGUGCUCACCAAGCAGCAGACGCUGAUGAUGUACGUUCAGAAGGUGAUCGCUAACCGUAAGGUGCAGGAGCAGCAGAUGGCCAUCGCUCGUCAGGGUCUGCUGAUGAACCAGCUGGCCCUGCAGAACGGCAUCGCCGGGGGCAUGAGUCAGAUGGAGCUGUUGGGGUUGUACCAGCAGCUGGGUGCCCUCCAGGGUAUGCCAGGCUCCCAGAUGGGCAAGAACCCAGGUCCCUCAAAAGGCCUGUAGACGACCGACCUGCCCGAGAUCAGCCCUGUUUUUUGUCCGGUCUGGUCCGGCCUGGGCUGGGCUGACAUCACGAGAAAAAAACCUGCUCGGACCCUCUCUCCUGCCCCUCCAGCUGUAAUGUACAAAAGUCUGGAAUAAUGGAAAUCUGGAGGACAUUGUUACAAAGGGUCCUGGCAGUUUAGUUUGUAAUUCUGUGUAUAUAUAGCCUUAAUGUUAUUCAAGUUUUCUUCUUCUCCUUUUGUUUUUUUUGUUUUUUUCUUUUCUCACAUAUUUAAGAUAAUCUUCUCCCAAAUGCUUUUAAGCAUUGCAUUGUUCUUUUCCCCUUAAAUAAGGGCUGUGCAGUUGUUUCUUUUGUUCUUUUGUUUGUGUUUCCUUUUAUACAAGAGAAGAAGAUAAAAUACCUGAACCUCUGUGGGACCAUAGUGUUGCUCAUUACAGAUUUGUAUGUUAUAAAAGAUCUAGGAGAAUCUAUCUUAAUAGAUACUACAGUGAUAUCUAUCUAUCUACUAGUGGAAGAUCAGUGGUGCUGUAAAUCUCAGUGCUCCACAGGCACGCUCAACACCUAAAGAAAGAAACAAACACAAAAAAUAAUAAUAAAAAAAAAGAUGCAGUGAUGGCCUUACAUCAGCAAAAAUUUGUUUUCAGACACUCUGAGCAGACCCCCCUGUUUUUAUUACUGCUUUUAGGCUUUUACACUUGUUGUUGCUUAUCAUAUAAUGGAAUGCCUGUGUUGUUUAAAAACUGCUUGCCGGAUUCCCCUGGACUUUUGUAACCUCCGAUUUCUCGUCGUAAAGUGUUGCCUAGCAUAGUGUCGUAAGUACUGUUCAUCUGUUUCGUUCCACUCGUUUUAGCCCGGGCUCUCGCCUUACUGAGAUUGGUUGUGUGUUUCUGUAAUUUAAAGACGAAUUGAAAUGGUUAGGCUGCAGGUAUCUGGUAAUGCUAACUAACCACACUAGGCUGGCCCUCAAGCUACAUGUAUUAUUCUACUUUUGGCACAUUUCUGCUUCUGAUGCUUCAAAACGGCAUAGUCGUUUCUAAUUGGAGACUUCUUCAAGCUCCCUCGUUUGCACAGGGUGUAUUUCAGAAAUGUAGAGCUACUUUUCUCCCUCCCAAGAAUGUUCUCAUGUCAGCAAAUACACCACCAACUUGUUUUGCCAUUAAUCUGAUCUGCUAUUUACUAGAAUAAGUAUUUAAUAUUACAUUUAAAUAAAGUGACCAAAAGGGUGAUUUGCAUUUAA